This is a messenger RNA of Phyllotreta striolata, 7316 nucleotides long. NCBI's taxonomy places the organism in Eukaryota, Metazoa, Arthropoda, Insecta, Coleoptera, Chrysomelidae. The record is from the annotation of a GenBank genome assembly.
CGCGACUUUUUCCAUCUGCAAUAGAAAUUUUAUCAAAGUGUUUUUUUGCUUCUUAAUCUGUCCGAGAUGCACGUGGGCUGCCAGUAAACCGCCAGUACACCAGCCGACCAUCGACUUUCCAUCUUUCCAUCAGUUAGUUCAUCGGCGAAACUCGCUUGCGAAGGUUGGUAAACUCACCGGGCGAUCGGACGACGUUUCUGAGUCCACUCGACUCCUCAGUACCAGUUGCGUGAUUUUCAUUCCGUUUUCCGUGUUUGGUUUGUUAGUGACAGUUCGUUUUCUCAGUUCCCUGGGAUUUUCUUUCAAGGUAUUCCAGGAUGGACGGGCGUUAGAGCGUCGGGAUGCCUGACGUGAGCCGCUCGGAUUCUCAACGAUCGAACACCUCGCAAAAACCACGCGUGUCCUUCAAUAGAGACGUGCACGUGAAACGGAUCGUGCCGAGGGAAAAUUCGCCCGUUGGUGCGGUGAGCGGGGACGGCGUCAGGACGCCACUGGUCGCGUCGCCUGUUAGGAAAGAGCGAUUGAAGAAAUCGAAGAAAGAACUGUCUGAAGAAGCGAAACGCGUCCUUCAUCAGGUCGAUCGCGUGGGUUGCGUCACUUCUGGCGACGGCGUCUCCACGGAUCGUUUCUACACGUUACCCCACCGGAGACGCAAAACCGACACCGUCACAGCGUCGCUGGAGCGUCGCGGAAAGCGCCGAAACUCCGCCGACGGCUCGCCACCGAAGAAACCGCCGCGCACGUUCGCCUCGCCGGAAAAGCCGUCCAUAUUCGACGUAUUCAAGAAGGGCAAAGGGCUCCGUCGCAGCGCCAGCGAUGCCAGCUCCGAGCGCUCGGACGUCGCCGAUGAGAACUUCCGACGGCGCGCCGGCAGCGAAGGCGAGGACUUCGUGAGGGGCAACCGGAGCGAGAAGAAGCAGCUGUCGCCCAUCAUAGAGGUCACGCCGCGGGAGGACUACUUUUCGGACGCGGUGCAAAACAAGGAGAACAUCGAGCCGACGUCGUUCGUUCGGAAGAAGCAGAAGGAUAGCGUGACGGCGCAGCUGAAGCGGUUCAUCGACGAAGUCGACGAGGAGCUCUACAAGGAGACGGGAAUUCGACCGGACGCGCCAGCCGAAGCGCCCCAGCCGAUUAUAAUCGACGUGGAAAAGGCCGAGCAGAUAAACAAAAAGAAAAAGAAAUUCCGCAACUCACUCUUAGGCAAGAAAUUGAAAUUCGCCAUACGGAAGAAGAAGAAGCACGCAAAUGAAUCAAAUGAAGCAAAAAGGAACAACAAACCGCAAGAUCUAACUCCAGAUCAUCAAAAAGAUCCGGCUCUUGGUCACCAAGUACAAGAAACGAUCGAUACUUUACUACACCCCAAGGACUCUCCCAAGAUGAUUCAUAGCAGUCAAAUGCCGCCGGAGAAGCUACCUCUCACCAAAGGUCGAAUGGUCAACAACCUGGUGAAGAGAUUGAGCUACGAAUCCUCCUCACCGCCUCCUCUCACCUCUAACGUGAUGAUCACCCCGCACGGGUCCGUUCAACACAACAAUAACCAACCGUUUUCCUAUACACGGGGAUUGAACGAAACGUCCCCGACUCCGGGUAGCCCGAUUAUCUAUGCUCAAGUAGUGUGCGGCGGAGCCAACAAACAAACCAUCCACACGGCUUAUAAUGGCAAGAAACACUCCCAAUCGGAUUCGGACGAGGGUCUCGGAGGCGAGGAGCACUCCGUCUUCAAAUCGAUCACGCACAUCGACGAAGUGGAUAAAUUCGAAGAAGAAACUCCCAUCACGCCUAGGAUCAGAAACCCCGGUUACAACAGCUACGAGCGCAAGGUGCGAUACGUGGAUUCCUCGGCGAGAGGCCGCGGCGACGGCAUGGAUUCCAAGCGAAGGGAGAGCUUCACCGAGAAUAAUAAUUUCGCAUCGAACUCGUACACCGGCCGGCAGGAUUUGUCCGCCAGAAGGGACCAACUAGAAUCGAGAAUCAACCGAAGAGUCAACGACAACUCGUUGCGCACCUCGCCGGAAUACCUAAAAAACCCCGACACUACCUCCAAGUACUUCUACAAAGGCCGAUCCUCUAGUCCAGUAGGUUACAAGUACGUGACGAAGUACGCCGAAUACGAAACCCGAAUGAAGAGCUUCACGCCAUCGCCCGAAACCCCGGACUACAUUCCCAAACGCGAGUCCUUCCACAAGUCCACGCCGGACAUCUACUGCCGCUCCAGGCAGGACUCGCUGCAGCGCGCCUCCUCCAACUGCAGAUCGGACUACCUGCACGCCGACUCCGGCAUCGAGAACGACUUCCGGCGCGACUCCGGCGACAACUCCCGGUCGCGCUCGAAGCACAAGAGCGACUUCUGCGCGGAGAGCGAGGACGAGGGCUUCGCCAGCUCGCUGCUGAUCGCCAGCGAGCGCCAGCACACCGAGAACGGCGUCAACCGCCGCCGGAAUGGCGACCGCGACUCCGAGCGCGCCGCCUCCAGGGAGGACGACCGCUACAGGCGCGAGCACGAGCGCCGCGUGUCCGGCGACUACGCGCCCCGCGAGCGCAGCAUCGACGACGGCUCGCACUACGACCCCAGGAUCGACAAGGACGUGGAGGUGUUCACGCUGCGGCGGAGCGAGAAGAAGCCGCCCAAGCCCGAGAAGAAAAGCAGCCUCGAGAAGGUGAAAUCGCUUUUCACGCGCGACAGCAAGAAGAAAAAGGAGAAAAACCUGGCGAAUCACGGUAUGGUGAGAGAGGAGAGUUUGAGGGCCAGAUACGUGGAAUACAAAGGCAGGGAGCCCGUUGAGCACAAAUACAAAAACGGAGACAUCGACAAGCAACCGAACUUCGAUUAUUCGAAUAGAAGACGCCUACCGACGCCCAGUCCAAGUCCAACGCGCGACCACCCCCGACGCGUCAAAAGCGAAUCGACGCACGGUAGUUGGUUCAAAUCGUUGGACAGACUAUCCAGGAAAAAGUCCAAAAAGGGCGAAAAAGAGGACUUUACGACCGUCACAGACGAAGAACCCGCCACCAAACCGACGAAAAACCUCCGGUUCUUCGGCGACACCGAUCAGGAAUCCAACGACAGCCUGCGCCGCAAAUCGGCCUCCAAAACCCGCCCGGGCACACCGUCCAAACCCAAGAGUCAAUCCACCAAGGAGCUGCGCCGCCUCCCCGACGACUACAAAUCGAAGAGCUACUACAAAUCCUUGACCAACGUCUCCGAGCACCACGACAAAGAAAACAAGAGCUCCAGGUUCAUCUCCAAACCGCCGGCGUCGCCUAAUCGACGCACGCCCAGCAGGGAAACCAACCGGCACGACAAAGAGCGCACCAGGAGGCGGAAGAACGAAGUCAGCUCCGUGGAGAGCUCCACCGAAGGCGACAGUAGCCAGCAAUCCCAAAGGAGCAUAGUCUACCUUCACGCCGCCACAGUUGGUGAUAUCCCAGGCCCGGGCUACCUGAAGUCGGGUCGCAGGGCCGCUUCCAGGGAGGAGCUGGCGUCCAACGGCGGCGCCCGCGUCCAGAACGUCAAGACGCUGAGCAGAUCGUUCUCGGUGCUGGCGCCGUGGAGGCCGCGCCACUCGCGCGAAGCCCUCGACAUCGACUACGCCCCGCCGCCGUCGAGGAACGGCAAGUUCGAGCAGAAGGGCGGCAGGAGCUCGACGGGCCGCAAGGAGAGCUCGUCGACGUUGAAGAAAAAGGCGCAGGAGUCGAAGAGGAACCAGAACGGGUCCACGCUGUUGAAGCUGUCCAAGUCGAGGGAGAGCCUGGGCAGGUCCAGAGAUGAGCUGUCUAAAGGUUCUAAUUCGACUUUGUAUAAGAAAAAGGAGCGCCUGCCCAAGGAGAAUUCUCGGUACAAUCGAGACAGGGAUGAGAAGAAAUUGGCGUCGAAGAGCCUUUCGACGGAAUCAUUGGGAGGGCAAGAAAGGCGGUACAGGGACGUGAGGGAAAUCUCCAGAUCGGUAUCCAUGCCUAGGAAUCCGGACAAAUCGGCCGGCUGGUAUAAAAAGUAAUGUUAAGUACUCGAGUAGAAUCAGUGGCGUAUUUUACGUAAGGAAUUGAAAAAAAAACUAACCAAGUCUGAUUAAUUUGCUUCGAAAUGAGUAUUCAUUUUGUAAAUAAUUGUGUAUUUUAGAGAAUAAUGGUUUAUCGGGGUGUUUUAUAUUUAAUAAGAUUUAUUUUACACUAUGCGCCACUGAAAUAACGUGCCAUUUAUUAUACAGUAUUCAUAAGGAAACUUUUAUUAUUCGCAUUAAUCACAUCCUGUAGGUUAUUAUAAUUAUUGAUAUCCCAUUGUUAAUUUAAAUUUUAAAUCAAUAAAAAGUUCUUUCUACAUUCAACAAAAAAAGUUAAAGGGAUGUGAGAUAAAAAAAUUAAAAGUUUGCUUAACGAGUUAAUAAAUGCUGUAUGCAACACAAAUACCCGAUAAAGUCUGAACAUCAAUUGAAUUCGCUUAAAAUUAAUUUUAAUGUAAAAAUAUAACCGUUCAAAUUUUACCGGAAUUUUCCCAUUCUCGCACAUUUACUGGCUUAAAUUGUACAAGAGAAACAAUGUUAGUUAUUUAAUUUUAAUCGUGUAAUUAAAUAUGACGCGCGAGGAAGAUUUGAUUUCCCUUUCGUUACGCCGGAGAACCUAGUGAAAGGGAAUUUGGAUUUUUUCCAAUCUAUAGUUAGAAUUUAUUUUAAUCCCGAAUCGCGAAUAGGUGUUUCCUGUAACUCCUGUGAAAUUUAAAAGUAAUCAAAUUUGUGGGAAAGUCGUUACCAAAUCGUUACCAAUUUGAAAAUGGUGGAAGCUUCGGGUUGCAGGAUGCACCUCGAUUUUUUUCUAUUUUUAACUGUAAACUGUAAAAAUUAAUAAACAUUCCUAAAAUGAAAUCAUCAAUUGAAUAAUAUGGUGCUAUAUUAGUUUAAUGAAGAGUUUCUUGUUGUAAAAUCACUUGUAAAUAACAACUUUAGUUACUGUAAUAUGUACCCAAUUAUUGUUUGUUACCAAAUUGCUAUCGGUGUGCUUUAGCAAGAUUUGGACUACUUUUGAAACUCUCGUUUAUCUACAUAUACUAAUUUGUGUAUUAUAUAAACAAUUUUGUGUACUAAACGUAAAAUGUAAAGAAAAAUUAAAGAGGAUUUUAAUUAAUGCACAUUGACUUUUUAUCAUUUAAAUUUCUUUUAUUUGUAGAGUUAAAACGUGGAAUGAAAACCGAUUAUAAAGAGUAGAUUAAUUGAAAUUAAAUUCUAAUAAAUUAUUCAAAAUUUGAUUAUAUUGUCUUGCUCAAUCGAUGGUAAGCAGGUAAGUAAAUAAAACAACUCAUAUAUUUUUAUAAAAUUUAUUUUGUUUUAAAAUAGGACGUAUUUAUUACAAAAUAUUAUGUUUUCUAUACAUAAGCUUCACAAAUAUCAACUUUUCUCAACUAAUACAAAUUAGCUUAAAUCAUUAAUUUAGUACCUAAGUUUUUUUUUAUAACCAUCAUCUCUAUAGAUAGAUAUAUAAUGUAAUUUUAUUUAGAAUAAUAAUAAUAAUUCUAUACCAUAAAUUAUUUAUUCUUUUUUAUGAUUUUUAUUUUGCAAUUGCUUUUGUUUAUAGCGCUAUUUUUUGUUAUAUACAUAUUUUAUAUAAUUUGGCCCUCCUCCCUCCUCUUUCAAUUAUUUUCAAUAAUAUUACUUAUUUAACGCAUUUCGUUAUUAUUAGUUACACAAUUUUUGUGUUUUUUUUUGGCCCACCUCCCUCCUCUUUAUUCUCUUUAUUAUCAACACUUUCUUGGUUUUUUAAUAAAAAAAUAAGUAAAAAUAUAUUUGGAAUGACCAAAAAAUCCGCACAACAUGGAACAUGUUCACUUGCAUACUAAAAUCACUAAAAAUAGCCAUGAAGACAACAGCCCGAAGAAAAAGUGUAAAACACGUUCAUAAAACACUUAAAAUGCAGCCAUUAAAUUAACACCCAAAGCACGUGCUUUACAAUAGUAAAAGAAGAUAAAGGUAAAAAGAAAAAAUUAGCUAAUUUAAACGCAGUGUUGAUUUUUGUUAGCAGCCUUUUCGGUUACUUUUUAUUGAUGUUACACACACUAUAAAAUUUGCAUUACAAUACAUAAAUGCUUAUUAUUAAAUCAACCAAAAUCUUUAAGCAGAUUUGUCAUUUUUUUCACACCAAAAAAACCUGUUACAAUUUACCUUUAAUUCUUUUUAAACUUUAUAUAAAUACUUCAAGUAUUUUUUUAUUUUUUUGCCCACCUCCCUCCUCUUAUUUUUUGUAUUUUUCUACUCACACUAAAUUUUAGAAUAAUUUUACACAUACAUGAUAUUUUACCUCAAAACGCACUAAUUUUUUGGCAUCCGCUCUUCUUCUACCUGCCUCUUUUGUACUUAUUUCACACUUACUUCACCUACUUUUACACUUUAAUUUUAUGCCCUCCUCCCUCCUCAUAAAAUAGUGUAUUGUUUUUAUUCGUAGGAAAUCAUGAAAUUACCUUUACAAGAAUUUAUAACCGAAUAAAAGUCUUCCUUAAAUAACUUUCUCUACUUUAUUUGACACGGAAUUGAAUAUCGUAGAUUAAAAUAAUACUGUUAUGUAAGUAUUCAAAAUGUACCUGUUUAUAUUUUUAUUUUACCUUCUUCGUGAUAUUUUGUACUUAUUCGUUCGUUUUUAAAAAUAUAUGUAUUACCGCAAUAACUGUUGAAACAGUUUACCUUAAUAUUUUAUUAUUAUCAACCGUUAUCAAUUAUUUUUCUUAAAGAAACAGGGAAUUUCUUAAUUUAUUAGAGGGGAAUUUAAAAGAAUGUGGAUGUAUUAGAAAUACCUUAAAUCACAAUAUUACCUAUUGAUACAUUAUUGUAUUAUUAACGCUACUUAUUUACCUUUUCAGGGAAUUUUUAUACCAGCUUUUUUUCAUUGAAACCACUAUUAUUUUUUACCUUAUUAUUAUUUUCUUGCCCUCCGCCCUCCUCUUAUUUUCCGCUUUAUUUUUGUACACUCUUACUAAACCUUUUAUGCAUAUACGCAUCAUUCAACACUUUAUUAUAAGGCACUUUUAAUUUUUUCCUUCCGCUUUUCUUCUCUGUAAUUUUAUUAUUUUUCUCACACUAAUUUUUUCCUAAUAGGUAGAUAUACCGGGUUCAGGUAAUAAUUGUAAUUUAUUUUCCAAUGCGCAAAACUCGUUUAUGUUAGUUAUAUGCUGUGUUAUACAAUUUAACGUUUCUAUACAUAAACUUUCUCUAAUUUAUUUACCAGGGAAUUCGUAGAUAAUAAUAGUACAUUAAAGUUCUUUAAAUUUACUUUCGUUUUUUAUUAUAUCUUUAAUAUCAAAAUAUUGAUAAUAAUAAAUGUUAAUUCAAUUGAUUUUU